CCUGAGUUAAAUAAAAAAAUGCACGCAGUUGUAUAUAAUAAUAUGAUUUUGCAUUAAAAAUGUAAUUAAUAUAAAAUUUUAGUAUUAAAUCAAUUUUAGAGUUGCGGUUUUAAAAACAGAUUUUAUUUGGAUGAAUGAUUGAAAAUUGCUGACAUGGAUGUGCCCAACCACAUAAUAUUGUGUUAAUACAACAAAUAGCUGAUUUUGGCGCAGAGACGAGGUGAAAGUUCAAAUACGCUGGACGUGCUACUCUUGCCGACGUAUUACCUAAUAUAUAAUGGUCUGUCUCUGUGGUAUUGCUGUAAAGGUGUAUUAUAGGAGCCUUCGAGUUAGUAUGCAUACGAUGUCUUUAGAGGUGUUUUCGCGUUGCGCCCACUCCGCUGUCUUAUAGAAAAUUCAGAUAUUAUUUUUAUGCGUUCCAUUUUGCUAGCAUGUUCAACUAACAAUGAAAACCAGACAUGGUUAGCGAGUGGUGGACGCUGAUGGUGUUGAUGUUGUCUGUAGCCUACGGACACGCGCCUUGUCAACACUCAUACGGCGGGUGUAGAUACAACGAGCCCUUCGUUCCCGCGCCUGUCGGCCAAGUCCCCAGGUGCGUUCGGAAUUAUCACGGUGACGUCACAUUUUGUGAAACUAUCGACAGAUAUCCAGAACAGUUGAUAAGUUACCUGGUUACAAAAUCGGACAAGAACUUUAAAUCUUUUUUUAACGAAGAAAAACUUUUCGACAGACCUUAUUAUCAAAAUCAGAAUAAUAAUAACUAUAAUAACGGUUAUGGCGAUUACCACGAUUAUCAAAACGAUACUAAAGACGAAUUUGUUGGCUAUCCAGAUAGAACGUAUGAUUUACCUCAGGUGUCCUUAACAGAGUCUCCGAUCAUUGACCAAAAUCGACAUUUAAAUAUCAAUACCAAUCACGGAGGUGUAUAUAAUAGAAGAAAAAGACAAGACGAUGUUCAAUUAUGCCAAGUUAAAAAAAACAACAUAUUUCCUAAAGCAGCAUUAAACAUUCAAGGUGAAUGGAAAUAUGUAGUUAAUAUGGUACGCACCCCGUCCGAUAUGUAUACACAAUCCAUAAGGUCGGAAAUCUGCGCAGAGCCGGAUCAGCCGUGCAACGGAAUUUGUGACACACCUCUUGGUUUUAGUACGUCGUGUAAACAGAAAUUCGUCCAAAAACGGUUGGUAGCAUUGCAAGGGACCGGAGAUAAUUUGUACGUGGACGUUUUUUGGUUUCCACAUUGCUGCUCUUGUAACAUAGCCAGGGUUGAACAAUAGUAAUAAAAAAAAAUAUACCUAUAAUUUAUGUUUUGCAACUGGCGUUUUUCUUCUAGGAAAACACCUCAACAAAAAUGUAAUUUCCUUUACUGCAUUAAGUAGGUAUACUUAAUAACAUGUAGAAUAUAAUAUAAUAUAUAUAAGUAUAAAAUA
Molecule: messenger RNA, 1427 nt
Organism: Metopolophium dirhodum (rose-grain aphid)
Lineage: Eukaryota; Metazoa; Arthropoda; Insecta; Hemiptera; Aphididae
Gene: spz5
Exons: 7
Coding region: 459-1274 (271 amino acids)
Biological process (GO): regulation of Toll signaling pathway; innate immune response; central nervous system formation
Cellular component (GO): extracellular region
Molecular function (GO): growth factor activity; Toll binding
Source: RefSeq, a predicted model, not a curated record